AUGUGCUUUGGACUGACGAAUCAAACGUUUUUGGCCACCACCAAAGAAGCUUGCGAGCUGAUGAACCGGGGGAUCCUGGCCCUGGUCAGCUCCAUCGGCUGCAUGUCGGCGGGGUCUCUGCAGUCGCUGGCGGACGCCAUGCACAUCCCGCACCUGUUCAUCCAGCGGGCGCCGUCCGGCACGCCGCGCUCCAGCUGCCCCGAGACCAGCCGCUCGCACUCCGACGACUACACGCUCUUCGUCCGCCCGCCCGUCUACCUCAACGACGUCAUCCUGCACGUGGUGAUGGAGUACACCUGGCAGAAGUUCAUCAUCUUCUACGACACGGAAUACGACAUCCGGGGCAUCCAGGACUUCCUGGACAAGACGUCGCAGCAGGGCAUGGACGUGUCCCUGCAGAAGGUGGAGUCCAACAUCAACAUGAUGAUCACCAGCAUGUUCCGCACCAUGCGGGUGGAGGAGCUGCACCGCUACAGGGACACGCUCCGUCGGGCGGUGCUCUUCAUGAGCCCUGCCACUGCCAAGGCCUUCAUCACUGAGGUCGUGGAGACCAACCUGGUAGCCUUUGACUGCCACUGGAUAAUCAUCAACGAGGAGAUCUCAGACCAGGACGUCCAGGAGCUGGUGAUGAAGUCCAUCGGUCGGCUGACUCUGGUGAGGCAGAUUUUUCCCAUUGCCCAGAACGGCAGCCAGCGCUGUGUGCGGCACAACCACCGCAUCAACACCUCCCUCUGCGACCCCAAGGACCCCAAAGCGCAGACGCUGGAGAUCACCAACCGCUACAUCUACGACACGGUGCUGCUGCUGGCCAACACCUUCCACCGCAAGCUGGAGGACCGCAAGUGGCAUAGCAUGGCCAGCCUGACCUGCAUCCGCAAGAACUCCAAGCCCUGGCAGGGAGGACGCUCCAUGCUCGACACCAUCAAGAAGGCUGGAGUCAGUGGACUGACCAAUCUGUUGGAAUUCACCGAGAAUGGAACCAACCAGAACAUCAACUUCGAGAUCCUUGGGACCAACUACGGGGAGGACCGAGGUCGGGGCGUGCGCAAGCUGGGGACCUGGGAUCCGGUGCACGGGCUGAACGGAACGCUGACGGACAGGAAGCUGGAGAACAACAUGAGGGGCGUGGUGCUCCGUGUGGUGACCGUGCUGGAAGAGCCCUUUGUGAUGGUGUCGGAGAACGUCCUUGGAAAGCCAAAGAAAUACCAAGGGUUCUCCAUAGAUGUGCUGGACGCUCUUUCCAAUUACCUGGGAUUCAAGUACGAGAUCUACAUCGCUCCUGACCACAAGUACGGGAGCCAGCAGGCAGACGGGGUCUGGAACGGGCUGAUCGGAGAGCUGGUCUCCAAGCGGGCGGACGUGGGGCUGUCGGCGCUGACCAUCACCCCGGAGCGCGAGAGCGUGGUGGACUUCACCACGCGCUACAUGGACUACUCGGUGGGCGUGCUGCUGCGCAAGGCCGAGCGCACCGUGGACAUGUUCGCCUGCCUGGCGCCCUUCGACCUCUCGCUGUGGGCCUGCAUCGCCGGCACCGUGCUGCUGGUGGGCCUGCUGGUGUACCUGCUCAACUGGCUGAACCCCCCGCGGCUGCCCAUGGGCUCCGUCUCCUCCACCACGCUCUACAACUCCAUGUGGUUCGUCUACGGCUCCUUCGUCCAGCAAGGUGGCGAGGUCCCGUACACAACUCUGGCAACCCGGAUGAUGAUGGGAGUGUGGUGGCUCUUCGCGCUGAUUGUCAUCUCCUCCUACACGGCCAACCUGGCAGCCUUCCUGACCAUCACUCGUAUCGAGAACUCCAUCCAGUCUCUGCAGGACCUGUCGAAGCAGACGGACCUCCCGUACGGCACCGUGCUGGACUCGGCCGUGUACGACCAGGUGCGCAGCAAGGCCAUGAACCCCUUCGAGCGCGACCCCAUGUACUCCCAGAUGUGGAGAAUGAUCAACCGCACGGGUGGAGCUGACAACACCGUGGAGGAGUCCAAGGAGGGCAUCCGCAAGGUGAAAUACGGACGGUUUGGCUUCGUGUGGGACGCGGCGGUGUUGGAGUACGUUGCCAUUAACGACGAGGACUGCUCCUUCUACACGGUGGGGAACAACGCGGCCGACCGCGGCUACGGCAUCGCCAUGCAGCACGGGAGCCCUUACCGUGACAUCUUCUCCCAGAGGAUCCUGGAGCUGCAGCAGAACGGGGACAUGGACAUCCUGAAGCUCAAAUGGUGGCCGCGCGACAGCCCCUGUGACCUGUACUCCACGGUGCAGACCCAGCACCGCGGCAACGCCCUGGACAUACACAGCUUCGCCGGCGUGUUCUGCGUGCUGGCGGCGGGCGUGGUCCUCUCCUGCCUUAUCGCCAUGGUGGAGACCUGGUGGACCCGGCGGAAGGGCUCACGGGUACCCUCCAAGGAGGAUGACAAAGAGAUCGACCUGGAGCACCUCCACCGCAGGGUGAACAGCCUGUGCACCGAGGACGACAGCCCCCACAAGCAGUUCUCCACCUCCUCCAUCGACCUGACGCCCCUGGACAUGGACUCCCUGCCGGCAGCGCGCCAGGCCCUGGAGCAGAUCAGCGACUUCCGCAACACGCACAUCACCACCACCACCUUCAUCCCGGAGCAGAUCCAGACGCUGAGCCGCAGCCUGUCCGCCAAGGCCGCGGCCGGCUUCAACUUCGGGGCGGUGCAGGACCACCGGACUGGGGGGCCCUUCCGGCAGCGGGCCCCCAACGGAGGCUUCUUCCGCAGCCCCAUCAAGACAAUGUCCACCAUCCCGUACCAGCCCACCCCCGCGCCCAGCUUCGGCUACGGCAACGACCCCGACCGGGGCACGUCCAUUUAGGGCGGAGCGAGGGCGCGCCGGGCGAAAAAAACGAAUACAAGUUCACUCACACGCACACACACGCACACGUACAGGCGCACACACGCACACUCGCGCGAGAGAUAUGUACAUAGAAAUCUUUCGAAGUUUUACUAUUUUUU
Molecule: messenger RNA, 2975 nt
Organism: Conger conger (European conger)
Lineage: Eukaryota; Metazoa; Chordata; Actinopteri; Anguilliformes; Congridae
Gene: grid2
Product: glutamate receptor, ionotropic, delta 2
Exons: 15
Coding region: 1-2835 (944 amino acids)
Biological process (GO): monoatomic ion transport; synaptic transmission, glutamatergic; modulation of chemical synaptic transmission
Cellular component (GO): postsynaptic membrane; plasma membrane
Molecular function (GO): transmitter-gated monoatomic ion channel activity involved in regulation of postsynaptic membrane potential; glutamate-gated receptor activity
Source: RefSeq, a predicted model, not a curated record